Lagopus leucura (white-tailed ptarmigan) is the source of this 3525-nucleotide messenger RNA. RefSeq names its product protocadherin 17 (gene PCDH17). Bases 1 to 3525 code for a protein of 1174 amino acids. The transcript has 4 exons. Gene Ontology annotation, molecular function: calcium ion binding. Gene Ontology annotation, biological process: homophilic cell-cell adhesion. The record is from RefSeq and is a predicted model, not a curated record. Lineage: Eukaryota; Metazoa; Chordata; Aves; Galliformes; Phasianidae. Gene Ontology annotation, cellular component: plasma membrane.
AUGUACCUUUCCAUUUGUUGCUUCUUCCUCUGCUGGGCUCCUGCCCUGACACUGAAGAACCUGAAUUACUCAGUGCCGGAGGAGCAGGGAGCAGGCACGGUCAUCGGGAACAUUGGCCGCGAUGCACGGUUGGCAACGGGGGCAGCAGGUGGUGGGCUGCUGCCUGCUGAGCGCAGUAGCCCUGGACGCGGAUCCAAGUCCACCUUCCGGGUGCUGGAGAACUCGGCCCCUCACCUCCUAGAUGUGGACGGGGAGAGUGGGCUGCUCUACACCAAGCAACGUAUUGACCGUGAGGCACUGUGCCGGCGCAGCACCAAGUGCCAACUGUCCCUUGAGGUGUUCGCCAACGAUCAGGAGAUCUGCAUGAUCAAGGUGGAGAUCCAGGACCUGAACGACAAUGCACCAACAUUCCCUUCUGACCAGGUGGACAUGGACAUCUCAGAAAAUGCUGCGCCAGGCACCCGCUUCCCACUCACCAGUGCUCACGACCCAGAUUCUGGGGACAACGGGCUGCGAACCUACCUUCUAACCCGUGAUGACUACGGCCUCUUCUCUCUUGAUGUGAAGUCCCGUGGUGAUGGCACGAAGUUCCCGGAGCUGGUCAUCCAGAAGCCAUUAGACCGUGAGGAGCAGAGCCACCACACUCUGGUGCUGACAGCACUGGAUGGUGGCGACCCACCACGCUCGGGCACGGUGCAGAUCAAUGUACGCCUCAUUGACUCCAAUGACAACAGCCCUGUCUUUGAGGCAGCCUCCUAUGUGGUUGAACUGCCAGAGAAUGCACCAUUAGGGACAGCUGUUAUUGACCUCAAUGCUACUGAUGCUGAUGAGGGCACCAAUGGUGAAGUGCUCUACUCCUUCAGUGGCUAUGCACCUGAUCGUGUCCGUGACCUCUUUAGCAUCGACCCACAGAGCGGCCUCAUCCGUGUCAAGGGCAACCUGGACUAUGAGGAGAGUGGUCUCAUAGAGAUUGAUGUCCAGGCUCGAGACCUGGGGCCCAACCCCAUCCCUGCUCACUGCAAGGUCACCGUCCGCCUCAUUGACCGCAAUGACAAUGCUCCCACCAUUGGCUUUGUCUCCGUUCGCCAGGGAGCACUGAGUGAGGCUGCCCCACCAGGCACUGUCAUUGCCCUUGUGCGAGUCACUGACCGUGACUCGGGUAAGAAUGGGCAGCUCCAGUGCCGGGUGCUAGGAGGUGGUGGUGGGCCUGGAGCUGUCCCUUUCACACUGGAGGAGAACUAUGACAACUUCUACACUGUGGUCACUGACCGGCCCCUGGACCGUGAGGCACAGGAUGAGUACAAUGUGACCAUCGUGGCACGUGACGGGGGGAACCCCCCACUCAACUCCACCAAGUCGUUCUCUGUCCGAAUCCUCGAUGAGAAUGACAACCCACCCCGCUUCAGCAAGAAUCUUUAUGUAUUGCAGGUGCCCGAGAACAAUAUCCCUGGAGAGUAUUUGGGCUCUGUCUUGGCUCAAGACCCUGACCUGGGCCAAAAUGGGACAGUCUCUUACUCCAUUCUGCCUGGGCACGUGGGUGAUGUAUCCAUCUACACCUAUGUCUCCGUCAACCCAACCAAUGGUGCUAUCUAUGCCCUGAGGAGCUUUAACUAUGAGCAGACAAAGCACUUUGAGUUUCGCGUGCUGGCCAAGGACUCGGGUUCACCCCAUCGUGAGAGCAACGCCACAGUACGUGUCACUGUGCUCGAUGUCAAUGACAACGCACCCCUCAUCGUCCUACCUGCCCUCAUCAAUGACACCGCUGAGCUGCAGGUGCCACGCAACGCUGGGGUGGGCUAUCCUGUGGGCACCGUUCGUGCCCUGGACAGUGACUUUGGGGAGAGUGGGCGCCUUACCUAUGAGAUUGUGGAAGGCAAUGAGGAGCACCUCUUUGAGAUGGACCCCACUAGCGGUGAGAUACGCACCUUGCACCCCUACUGGGAGGAGCUCAGCCCUGUGGCUGAACUAGUGGUAAAAGUCAGUGACCAUGGCAAGCCCAGCCUCUCUGCGGUGGCUAAGCUCAUUGUCAGGGCCUUGGCAGGGCCCCUACCCGAGGCUGGCGAGCCACAAGUGAAUGGCGAGCAGCAUCGGCGACCGCACUGGGACUUGUCGCUGCCCCUGAUCGUGACCCUGAGCACUGUCUCCAUCAUCUUGCUGGCUGCCAUGAUCACUAUUGCUGUGAAGUGCAAGCGAGAGAACAAGGAGAUCCGCACCUAUAAUUGUCGCAUUGCCGAGUAUAGCCACCCUCAGCUGGGAGGAGGGGGAGGCAGUGGCGGGGGAGGAGGAGGCAGUGGCAGUGGAGGGGGCAAGGGCAAGAAGAAGAAGAUCAGCAAGAAUGACAUUAUGCUGGUGCCCAGUGAGGGCGAGGACAGCCGGGGCCCCCUCAAUGUCAUGAACGUGGUGAGCAGCCCAUCCCUGGCCACCUCACCCAUGUACUUUGACUACCAGACCCGCCUGCCCCUCAGCUCUCCCAGGUCUGAGGUGAUGUACCUGAAGCCCGCCUCCAACAACCUGACUGUACCCCAGGGACAUGUGGGCUGCCACACCAGCUUCACAGGGCAAGGGACUAACGCCAGCGAGGCUCCCCCGAGCCGGAUGUCCAUAAUUCAGACAGACAAUUUUCCCGCAGAGCCCAAUUACAUGGGCAGCAGGCAGCAGUUUGUUCAAAGUAGCUCCACAUUCAAGGAUCCAGAAAGAGCCAGCUUGAGGGACAGCGGGCAUGGGGACAGUGAUCAGGCUGACAGUGACCAAGACACUAACAAAGGCUCCUGCUGUGACAUGUCUGUUAGGGAGGCACUCAAGAUGAAAACUGCUUCAACUAAAAGCCAGCCACUUGAACAAGAACAAGAAGAAUGUGUUAACUGCACAGAUGAAUGCAGAGUGCUUGGUCAUUCUGACAGAUGUUGGAUGCCACAGUUCCCUGCAGCCAGCCAGGCUGAGAAUGCAGAUUAUCGCACAAAUCUCUUUGUACCCACAGUUGAAGCUAAUGUUGAGACUGAGACUUACGAAACUGUGAACCCCACUGGGAAAAAGACUUUUUGUACAUUUGGGAAAGACAAGAGAGAGCACACUAUUCUCAUUGCCAAUGUUAAACCUUAUUUAAAAGCCAAACGUGCCCUGAGUCCUCUGCUUCAGGAGGUUCCCUCAGCAUCGAGCAGCCCAACCAAGACAUGCAUUGAGCCUUGCACCUCAACAAAAGGACCUCUGGAUGGUUGUGAAGUGAAAUCAGGAGCCUUGGCUGAACCAAACAGCCAGUACUUGUCAACUGACAGUCAGUAUCUAUCGCCUAGUAAACAGUCAAAAGACGCUCCCUUCAUUACAUCAGAUCAGAUGGCUAGGGCCUUUGCAGAUGUGCAUUCCCGAGUGAGCCGAGACUCGAGUGAGAUGGACUCUGUUCUGGAACAGUUAGACCGUUCAGCCCGGGAUCUAGGCAGGGAGUCGGUGGAUGCCGAGGAAGUUGUGAGAGAAAUAGACAAGCUCUUGCAGGACUGUCGGGGAAAUGACCCUGUGGCCAUCAGAAAGUGA